AUGGCGCCUUCCAUUAAUACGAUACUAAUAGCUAUGCUGGCCACUUUCCGCUCGCAGACAUCCUUGAAGCCCCUAGGCGGUUUGCUCCUACUUCUCCUCUCCACGAGUAGAACUAUCACUACCACGAGCAGCAGCGACAAGGAGAGAGUUUCCUCCUCAGUAAGAGUAAAGCACAUGUCUUCUUCUUUAAAAAGUGUUGUGGUUCCGACAAUCGCAAAUGAGGGUCCCCAUGUCGAUGGAGGAGUGAAGGAAGAGAUCGAAUUGUUAAAUGCAUCAGAGGAUUGGUAUGGUGGAGUGACUGUGGUAGUGAGUGAGCCUAUGGAAGUUGCGGAUUUCGUGCCACGACUGAGACAUUCCAUCUCAAAAUGGAAGGAACAGGGAAAGAGGGGACUUUGGAUGAAGUUGCCGAUUAACCAGUCUCAUCUGGUGGAUCCUGUAGUUAAGGAAGGGUUUAGGUUUCACCAUGCUGAAUCAGAUUAUGUGAUGCUCGUGUGUUGGCUUCCUGAAGAUGAACCUGAUACACUCCCAGUCAAUGCCACUCACAGGGUUGGUAUUGGGGCACUCGUGCUCAAUGAAAACAAAGAGGUAUUGGUAGUCAUGGAGAAGAAUGGUGGUUUCAAAGGCACAGGGUAUUGGAAGCUGCCAACUGGUGUAGUUGAUGAGGGUGAAGACAUCUCUGCAGCUGCUGCAAGAGAAGUGAAAGAAGAAACGGGAAUUGACGCUGAGUUUGUCGAAAUUUUAGCAUUCCGGCAAAGUCACAAGUCGUUCUUCAGCAAAUCAGACCUGUUUUUUGUCUGUAUGAUGAGGCCACUUACUUCGAAUAUCACUGCCCAGGAAUCGGAGAUUGCGGCAUCUAAGUGGAUGCCAAUCAAUGAGUAUGUUGAACAGCCCUACAAUACGCAGCAUGGACAGUUUAGGUAUGUUGCGGAGAUCUGCAAAGCUAGAGCAGAAGGGGAGUACGUUGGGUUUUCUCCGUUUCCAGUCUCAUCCGCUUCUGGCAAGGACGUUUACCUGUACUACAACAAGCAGGAGGGUAGCAGAUUGUAG
Molecule: messenger RNA, 1047 nt
Organism: Linum trigynum
Lineage: Eukaryota; Viridiplantae; Streptophyta; Magnoliopsida; Malpighiales; Linaceae
Source: the annotation of a GenBank genome assembly